UUAGGACUACUAAGGUUGGUUUAUAUACUUGAGGGGGGAAAAAUAUACUUGAGGGGUCAUUCCACUCUUUGUUCUAACAGUUUCCACCCACUGACCCCCACGGGCGCGGGGAACACCCGCCUCUUGCCAUUGUCAUUACUAGUAGGAGCGUUCAUUGGGAGGUCGUCUUUUUUGUCUCAUGUCAAUACCUAGAAUAGGACUGAAUAGUUACCUAAGACCGCAUAAAACUGGCAAAACCAUCCGCACUUGUUCUCUCUAUAAACUCACAUACACUGUUGUAAUAUACUUAUUCAAAAUUGAACCUCUUCUUUGCAGUCAAAUUGACUGACAAUACUUGAAUAGUGUGUUGUAGUAUAUUCCGUUGUAUGACACUUGCGAGUGUGUUGGAAAUUAAAGUAGAAUAAUUAAGGAAACAGUUAUCAAAAUCAUAUUGGGAAGUCAUAAUUUACGAAGGCUGAGGUUGGUCCAAGUUAGUUUUAUUUUAUUAAAGUUGCGGCAAAAACCUUGAAGAGGUGACUAAUACAAAGGAUCAUCAUGUUGCAAAUGAUGGAACACCUUAAUGAGUGGCUACAAUUUGCAUGCUCACAAGCAUGUAUCUAUUGGAUGAGCAGCAUGUCUGAUUGACGGAUUGAAAUGCAAGUUAGAUUUUUGUCAAAAAAUUUUCUUUUCUUUUCGGCAGGUUAUAAACAUAUUGACAUCGUCUACAGAGCUGAUUGACCUCAUUAAGAGUGUGGACACCGUUCUUCAUUCUAAACCAGCUGGAUCAUCCAAAUCAAUGCUUAAUAACUUAUACAGAUAUGUUCCAGCAAUCCGAGAACAGUUGCAGGACUGGGAGGAUGGCCUGUGUGAGAGUGAUGCUGAUGGAUCAUUCUUGCACGAGAAUUGGAAUAUAGAUCUACGACUUUUCAGUGAUGGUGAAGAUGGUGGACAGCAACUUCUUCAGCUCUUUCUGUUACGUGCAGAGUCUGAGCUGCAAGCCAUAUCAGGAGACAAUCUUGGACACAACCUCCAGUGUUUACAUGCUCUGAAAACGCAGUUGGACUGCUUGUUUGGUGGCCCUCUUGUGAAGUCCAUGUCAUUCAUGCAGGAGUCAAAACAGUGUCAGCAAUCGCGUGAUGAAAUAUUCAAGCCCAGAAGGGUUGGCUAUCAAACUUUGGCUGAUGUAAAAUACAAGGGUGAUUGGAUGAAGCGGCCUAUCUCUGAUGAUGAGGUUGCUUGGCUUGCAAAGCUGCUUGUCAAUGUGUCAGGCUGGCUUAACGAGAUCCUUGGGCUAAACCAGAGCGAGAGCAGUCAUGUAGGUCCUGUCUGGUCAUAUGUGGAGUUGUCAGGUGAUGCACGCAAUGUUCAUGGACUUACAGACACCAUGAAAGUAGUGUUGUGUUCUGUUGGUUCUUGGCUCGUCACAGUGGGUGGUGCUGUAGUGAUGUUCAUGAGAAAGCACGGUUUGCGGGUGAACCUCAGGUUGCUAGCCUCAAAGAAGGUGGUGGCAGUGUUUGUUAUGGUUAUUGGGUUCAGCGUUCUGAAAAACGCUUUUGCAGAGCGUUAGAUGUGGUAUGUAAAUUUCGUUGUAUUGGUGUUCAAGUGAAUAUGAUUUUGCGCGGCUUGAAAAUAUCACGUGAGGUUAUUUUAUAGUCU
This is a messenger RNA of Ilex paraguariensis (yerba mate), 1635 nucleotides long. The record is from the annotation of a GenBank genome assembly. Lineage: Eukaryota; Viridiplantae; Streptophyta; Magnoliopsida; Aquifoliales; Aquifoliaceae.